AACUCUUGUGAUCAGAAUCUGAACCAGUGUUGUGAAAUCAUAGAAAUAAACUCCAUGAUACAGGGGCAACUCUUCACCAUCCUCAAUCAAACGGCCCGAGAAGGUGGGCAUUAUGCAGGCGUAGAAACAAUAAAAUCUCGUCUUUUGCCAUGGCUUGGAACUUGUUUUUCCAGUGCUGCUUCAGGAAGGCCGUUUGAAACCAAUCUCUCUCUCAUUCAGGAUUCAGUUGAAAAAGAAAGGCAGCUGAGAGAAUUUGCCAGCACAAAGAACUAUGAAUUGCAAGAGCUGGAGAAAGAACUGAACUCCACACGUUUACAGCUCAGCCAUGUCCAACAAGAUCUGGCAGAAGCCCAGUUGGCUCUUGAAGACACAAAGACCAAAUCAGCCACUACCCUUUUGGCAGCAGAGGAUGAAAUUGUUCAGCUAAAAACAGCUCUGAAGGCUUCCCAAGCAAAGGAGGAGAGUGCUCUGAGGAAUCUGGGCCGUCUGAAUGACUAUGAACAACAGAUUCAAAUAUUGAAGGAUGAAAUUGCCAUCCUGGGUGCUCAGAAAUCUGUUCUUCAAAGCAGACUUGCACGGAGUCGCUCUCCUUCCCCCACGCGCACCCAGAGCAGGUCACCUAGUCCUCUUCCCUUGAGGAGUUGCUCCCCCGGCCGAGCCCGGCUCACAAAUGCUUCACGUCAUGCCCAUCUAGUGGCCCGCUUCAAUGAGAUUUAUACACAAGAACGCUUGGAUGCACAGACCCUUUUAAGGACAUAUGUGGAUGAUCCAGAGAUGGUGCAGAGGAUAAUAUAUGUUGCAGCUGUGGAGUCUUUCCAUGCAGCAAAGAUGGCCUUCAGACAGUUCAAACUGCGUGUGAGAAAGACUGUCUCUUUAAGUUACUCAGGCCCCGAGUCGCUUGAAGACAUUGUCUUGGACUACAUAGUUCGCCAUGAGGAUCUUUAUGAUGUUCAAACCACUGUCAAUGAAGUGAUUCGUGCCAUGAAUAUCAAUCCUAAAAUUUCAUUCCCACCAGAAGUUGACUUCAUUAUAAUCAGCAGUUUGAUCCGGGAGUUGUGCCGUGUAGCUUUUUCAAUGCAGACAUUGAUUCCUCCUGUGGAUAUUGCAUUUGGUGCAGAUGGAGAACUUUUUAAUGAGUCUAAGUACCGCCACAGCUAUGACUCUGAUUUCACAGCCCCGUUGGUGGCCUACCAUGUAUGGCCUGCUCUGUUGGAAAAUGAUACCAUAAUUGUGAAGGGAGAAGCAGUUACAAAGAGAGGUGCUUUGUGGUCUUCCAGGAGCAGAAGCCGCAGCCGUAGCAUGAGCCCUGUGCUAUCUCGUCGAGCAACCCCCAGCCGAACAUUGUUAUCUCGAAGUCGCAGCCCUUCCCCAUUAAGGAGCGGAAGCCCAAGACUUUAAAUUAACUGGAUAUGUUUCUGUGGUUCUGUACAUCUGGAUCAGCCAACUUCAGUGGUGCCACCUUCUCUUCCAAGAGUACCUCAUAUCUCUCAAUACUGUGAAAGGCAGUUUGUCACUCCAAGUGGAGGGUUAAAUGUUGUUUCUGCUUUAGUGUGUUUUUAUAACUUAGGAGGUUUAUUUAGCACUGGACAAACUCAUUCAAUCAAUUUGAUAAAAGAAAAAAAUGCACACUUAGGAUCUGUGGAUAAGAUAUUAAACAGCUCCAAGGAACCCAUGAUGAAAUACAACAACAGGUAUAUAGGUUCUGACACUGUUUUUACCUCAUGUAUCCGAAUUUAUCUUAGUAGGUCACUAAACAUCAGUUAAGUCAUGAACAUGACAGCAUAUUGAGAUUAGCUGGUACUUGAAAACAGUAUCAUUAAAUGGUGCUUAUUUACGUAUCUCACAUUAAUUGGGUAGCAUCAUUUUAAGUCAUUGAUGUAUCUAAUGACAGUAGCUUGAGUUUUUUCUAAAUAAGAUACAAUAGUCACACACAACAGGUAUAAACUACCAGUAUUGAAGCAGAGUUAAUGUGUUACAUGAAGUGAUAUGCUGCUUUCUGCCUGGAAGUCACUGCACUUGUUAGAACCAAUCUGUUACCGAAGAAAAGAAUCUCACAAAUGCUUGUGAUUUGGACUUUAUUAAUAUUUAUGAAGCAUGUCAUUGAAUAUUCUGAAGUGUGAAAUACUCUUCUAAUAUCUCUUCCAAUGCCCACAGAACAAGACUAUUAGAGCAUUCAUUUGAACACUGUUAUGAAAACUUGACAAACCAGUACGCUAUCUAUUAACUCAUUAUUUUGAUUUCAAAAUGUAAUGUUUCUUUUUUUUUUGCCAUUUUUAAGAUUUCUUAUCCAGUUGUAAAGGUUCAUGUUAACAUCAACAUUUAUGUUUCCAAAAAAACUGAUUUUCUUUCUUCUCUCCUGAACCUCAUCUGUAGGGCUAGCCUUAAAUGCAAGCAACACAAGUGACUGCUUGGGGCCUUGCAUUUUCCCAUGGGAACAUAGGAUUUGCCCUAAUAGAUCUGACCAUUAAUUCUCCAAGUCCAUAUCUGGCUUCAGUCCAGUACCUGAUGCUUCAGAGGAAAGUAGAAAUUUUCCAAAACACACUUCCCCAUUUAUGGAAUAUAAAUGGAUGCAGGGAGAAGUUUCUUCCUGUGACAGUCAGCUUCUGCCCCAAAACCUGAGAGAACUAUAACAAAAUCCAUAUUUGCAUAUAUUAUUAGUCAUGAAAUUUUACCCUUUUUAAAAUACUGAAUGACACUAAUUAACUCCAUGGCUGCUUCCAGAGGGCCUUGUGCAAAAUUCUUACACAUCUUUCCCUCCCCCCACACCCAUUUCAGUAGUGUGAAGUCUUGCUUCAGGCUUUAUAAACAAUACUAGUUCAACUCAACUUAGCUAUAAAGGACUUAACUGUGAUGUCACAGCUGGUACUUGUGCCAAUUCAUCUUUGCUGGUUUUACACGGGUAUAAUUUCACCUUUGGUGAAGUGGCUAUAGUAGAGUUAGCUUUGAUUAACAGCAGGAUACCUGAUAGUUCACUGAAAUCUUGUACAUGCUGGAUCAUGUUCCAAGGUACUCCAAGCAAACCUUGGAACAUAAAAGCCAAAGGGGCACAUAAGCUUGUGGUUGGCCCUUUAGCUGCCUGUGAAAGGUACUGCAUAUGUGUCCUUGGAAAAGAAACAUUAAAGCAAUCUGCUCCCUCUUCUAAACUGAACAGGGCCUGUGGCUAUCCUAUGUACUUCCACAUUAACCCUGUUGUUAAUGUUUCUGUUUAAAUGGCUUGAUUUUUUGAGAGUUGCUGAGCACCUGAAACUCCCAUUGAAAUCAGUUAUAGCUAGGCUCCUUAUUCAGAUGUCUAAACCUUUUGGAUAGUACAGGAUAUAAGUUUAAACAACAAUAAUAAAUAUGGAGUUAGGUGCAUACAUUUAGACCAAGAUUUUCAAAACUGGGCACCUAAUUGGUUAAGAUCACAAAAUCGAUAAUGACGGAGGGUCAAAGAGAAGUGCUUUUGGUUUAUUAUUCUUUUUACAAUAUUAUUUGACUUAACUGUGACAUGUUGAUUGUCAAGACACAGUAGAUUUCAGAUACCUGACACAUCAGGGACUAUAAAGAAGCAGAUUUUGAUUCCAAUUAUAAGAAAACCUAAAUAUCACACUGUGGAGGUACAAAAACACUUAAUAGAAUGAAUCCUAGGAUGGGAUCACAUGACUAAGCUAUGUAACCCAUCUAGAGAAAGACCUACUGCAAAAGAGCUAAGAGUACAAUCAGAAACAAAGGUUUAAACCACUUUAAGACAAUCUCAUGGAGCUGUGCAGUGUUCGGCAGAUGAGAUAACUGAGAGCUCCCAUCACAAGUCUCAAAGUAAUAGUAUGGUCUAGAAGAAGAAAAAGUACAAGCUAGCUGGGUUCUGCAGUGAGAAAGUAGCUUUGGUCAUAUCUUGGAAAAUGUUUUGCAGCAGGCCAUUGUCUACAAAUAGAAAAACUAGAAUCAUAGAAAUUAAGGGCUGGAAGGGCCCUUGAAAGACCAUAGAGUUCAACCACCCCUGUUUUGGGCAGGAAUACUGCUGAGAUCAAAUGAUCCCAGCAAGGUGUCUGUCCAGUCUCCUCUUGAGGACUUCCAAGAUUGGGGACUGUGCCACCUCCUUAGAAAGUGUAUUCCAGAUUCUGGUCACCCUUACUAUAAAGUUCUUCCUUGCAUCUAACCUGAAACUAUCCUCUAAUAGUUUAUGGCCAUUACUCUUUGUCCUCUCCUGGGGUGCCAAAUUGUCACUGGCAAUCAUUAAAUAAGAUAAUAGGCUUCCUAAACAGAUUGUCCUUUAGAACCAAUGGCCUUUAGCAAGGGGCACAAUGAUACUAAGAGUAAUGAUGUUUUGUUUUGGCCUUCUGUAUGGGCCAUUUAUAGUACUUGAAAUUAGGAAGUGGUAGGAUAGAGGAUUUGUAGUGAGAGGUUGGACAUUAAUAAGCUAAGUACUGCCCUUUAUCCUUGGGCAUGUCUCCUUCUGAUACCAGCUGAGUUUACAUGUGCUAAUCAGGGUCAGUGUGUAUUACUCCAGGUGAUUAACUUGGAUGUGCCUUAUAAGAAGGGAGUUUGUAACUUUUUCACAAGUGCUGUUUCAUCAGCAGAUGGAAGAACCAUCAAAUGAGUUCGGUAGUAUUUUAAAACCUUUAGUUAAACUAAGCAAAUUCUUUAUCACAGACUUGUGUAAAUGCCACACUUGUAAUUGUAACAAUGUCAUAACUGGUACAGCAGUGCAGAGCUUAUAAGUGACAUGAUUUUUAUAUAAUCACUAAGGUUUCUGCUAUAAGAUUGUUCCAACACAGUAUUAUUCAUGAUCUAAGUCAGGGGUGGUCAAUCCCUGCCCUCCAGGCUAGGUCUGGCUUGUGGGGCUCCCUAACAGUCUGAAAAUGUGGUGGCAGGGGAGCAACAGCAGUGUCGAUUGCCACUCACUUGCUGCCAAAUUCCCUAACCCCAGUGGGAGCCCCACUGGCCAGAUAACAUGGCUCUGAGCGCCAGAUUGUGCCAGUGUGUGGCUGGAUUUGGGUGUGCUGGAUUGGGCUAGGACACAGCAUAGGGUCUGUCUGCUGGUUGGAUCCCACAUACGGUUGGCAUGCGAGCCCAAAAUUGCUAUCUGUCAAGCUGUGGCGCCAGAAGGUUGGGCACCGCUGAUCUAAGUGAUAAUCCUAUAAUAGUGGGCCAUACUUGCAGCUGAUUCAGCCCUUUCAUAAUCUCACUGAGCUCAAUGGGGGAUGUUACAGGGUGCAAGUCAGCAUCUCACUUGGACCAAUGUGUUUGUGUGUGACAGUAUGUUUUAUUAAACCAUUGUAAUAGCUGAAGAAUUUCUCCUACACAUCAUCACUUUCAAGGCUGAUUUUUUUUUUUUUUUUUUUUUUUUUUUU
This is a messenger RNA of Alligator sinensis (Chinese alligator), 5330 nucleotides long. It is a transcript of the gene SPATA18, whose product is annotated as spermatogenesis associated 18. Gene Ontology annotation, cellular component: mitochondrial outer membrane. The transcript has 12 exons. NCBI's taxonomy places the organism in Eukaryota, Metazoa, Chordata, Crocodylia, Alligatoridae. Bases 55 to 1398 code for a protein of 447 amino acids. Gene Ontology annotation, biological process: mitophagy by internal vacuole formation; mitochondrial protein catabolic process. The record is from RefSeq and is a predicted model, not a curated record.